Molecule: messenger RNA, 744 nt
Organism: Zingiber officinale
Lineage: Eukaryota; Viridiplantae; Streptophyta; Magnoliopsida; Zingiberales; Zingiberaceae
Product: upstream activation factor subunit spp27-like
Exons: 3
Coding region: 90-512 (140 amino acids)
Cellular component (GO): nucleus
Source: RefSeq, a predicted model, not a curated record
GAUCGUGCUCGGGUUCUCUCGCUUAUCUUUCUCUCACCGCCUCCGUCCAAUUUCGAAUCCUCUUGCACGAACCAAACGGAGCUCCGACCAUGGCGGCGGCCACAGGUUUUCUCACGGCAUUUUCCGUCGGCGAUCUAGCGUCCCCUAUCACGCUUCCACGCCGUGCCGCGCUCAUCCCGGGAAGGUGGGCUGCCGCGGGGGCUCUCCGCGUGGCAGCGGAGGCGGGGACGGAUGAGGCAGAGAAGAAGAAGAAGAAGCAGUGGGGCAUCACCAAGCCCAGGCCAGUGUCGCCCCAACUCCAGGCGGUGGUUGGCGAGGUGGAGAUCCCCCGGACCCAAGCGCUCAAGAAGAUUUGGGCUUAUAUCAAGGAGAACAAUCUUCAGGCCAUGUCGCAGGAAAGAUCAAGACAUUCUUUUGCCUGGUUGAGGAGAAUUCCAUCAAAAGGCUCACCAUUCACCUCACUGUGGUGUUUCUCAUCAUGUGUCAGUAGGAUCCGGAUGACAAGAGGAUAAUACUAUGCGAUGAGAAACUACAGAAUAUUUUCGGUAAAGAUCGUGUUGGAUUCUUGGAGAUUUCAGGACUUCUUAAUCCUCAUUUUACAAAGUGAUAUGUCUCCAGUCCGCUGUCGUGCACAUAUACUUCAACUUUGUCACGUAUUUACAAGCAUCAACGAUUUUACUUGCUCAAAAAUACAAUUCAAUUAAAACAGAAAAAUGAAUAUUCAGUUGCUGAGCAAUUUGUUUA